Molecule: messenger RNA, 1458 nt
Organism: Kuraishia capsulata CBS 1993
Lineage: Eukaryota; Fungi; Ascomycota; Pichiomycetes; Pichiales; Pichiaceae
Exons: 1
Coding region: 1-1458 (485 amino acids)
Molecular function (GO): metal ion binding
Source: RefSeq, a predicted model, not a curated record
AUGGCAUCGAACGAAGGCGUCGUUUCGUCUUCGCGAAGCUCGUCGUAUGACUCGCGGAUGCUGACUGAAGAUGCUCUUAAGAAGCUGUCUAGCUCAAAUGCGGUUUCGUCUCACAAAGACAAAUCUGUUGAUUCGAAGCUUUCGGAGGGUCUCAUGCUGAGACCGAUGAACAGUGAUAACUACACUGCGGCGCAAAAUGGUGUUCAGAGUGUGGUGAGUCGUCUAACCACGUUGUCACAACAGGAUAGGAUACUGUCCAAGUCUUUGGCUACAACAAUAGAGGAGAACAAGGAGCUGAAAGUGGAAACCUUUGGGGUACCCGAAGAUGGUGGUGAUGAAGAUAAUAAUGGUAGGAAUGAUGAAAUUCCGUUGGAAAUUGCGCAAAAACCUAGUCAAAUUGAUGAAAUCGAUCAUGUUUCAAAACAAAAUCCGAAUGAGAUUUCAAGACUCCCGCAACGUCUUUUGGCGUCCGAUGAUUCUCGCAAUCUUUCGCAAAGCCAUAUUCCUCAGACCUUCGAGGAUCCCCAUGAUGUCUCAUGUGAUGGCCAACAGAAUACCUCACACUCUCCACAGCCGAGCGAGUUCCGUUCCACGUCUCGUGCGGCAUCACGGGUAGAUCCCCCAACCAAUGGGCGCCCUAAAAUCGAGGCUCUGCCGAGUUCCAUUACCAGUCCUUCUCACGACGUGACUCGCAACAAGUCGCCCAUGAGGGACCCGUUCGAAUACCAUCCAAAACAGAUCAAAGACCAGCGCAGGCCUCUCUACACCCCAGCAGUAUUGCGAACCAAUGAGAUGGCGCUGUAUCCGUCUGAUAGAGCGCAGUCAGAUUCGUCUUUGGCUGACGACGAGUCCGAUUCACGUGGAAUAUUACGGAAACUAUACCGACCUAAGCUGAACCACUCGCAGUCGUCUGUGUGGUCCUCUGCUCCAAAACUUGAUCAAAGCGAGUAUAUUCCCAUCAGAAAGCACUGGAAGGCGGACAGUUCGCGGUUCUCAUGCUCGGGAUGCGGCAAACUAUUCCAUUUUCUCACGGCAAAGGCCCGCAAACACCACUGUCGCCAUUGUGGUGAGAUCUUCUGCAGCAACUGUCUGCGCAACGUGGUCUAUCUGAAUGCAGAAGCAAAGUUUGUCGACUUUGUUGGUGAUGAGGCCGGGUCUGAUGGCACGAAGGACCAUGCCCAGAAGCCCAAAAUACACCGCAUGAUGAAACGCGGAUCUUCUGCAAGUUCCAGCAGUGACGUUGAUGUUGGUGGUGGCAGGUUUCUCAGCAAAGUGUGCGACUCGUGCUAUUCGAAGUAUGAGGCGUUCUUGAACGAAAUGCAGCACUCGACUCAUCUAGGUGAAGACUUGGAUCCCCAGCUGCUCGGUGCAAACGGCGCUCUUCAGAAGCCGAAAAUUGAUGCCAGUGUAAAUUCUGUCGGGAGUAUUCCUGCGGAUUGGAACUGGAGUUCUUUCUGA